CUCCCUUCAUCCCCACUCGAUUCCGUCCCCGCUCGCCGACGCCAUCGGUUCGAUCGUUCCCCUGCCGUCGAUGGCGACGCCUCAGAAGAAGAAUCAGCAGCAGCAGCCGCAGGGCGCGGUGGCGGUGCAGCACGUGGCGAAGGCGUCCUCGGACGAGCUCCUCCGCAAGUUCGCCGACCCGGACGCGCGCCACCUCGCCACCCCGCCCCGCCGCAGCCUCGCGCUCCGCCGCAAGCGCUCGUCCCGGCGCGUGGCCUCGGGGCUCUCCGCGCGGGACUCCGACGCCGCGGCGGCGGGGGCCAGCGAGCUGGCCGCGCCCAAGAGGCGGCGGAGCAUCGGCGGGUCGGCGGACUGGAGGGCGGGGCUGCUCCUGCCGACCACCACGGCCGCUGCCUCCGCGCGGAAGGCUCAGGCACGCCGGGGCGGGGCCUCGCGGCUCGAAGACGCCGCGGGCAUUGGCCUCAUCCUCGCCGCGCUGGAGCGGACGUGGAGGAAGACGGUGGCGGGGGCGUCCAAGAUGUUCGUGGAGAGGCACCGGACGAACCACGUCCUGCUCAUCAGCGACAUGGUCUGAGACUCUUGAAACCAAUCUCGGCCACGCGAUGAUCGAGCCCUUUCGCUCGAUUUGUUUCCUUUGAAAGUUAAUUCGUUCAGUUAAGCAUUCGUUUUAGCAUCUAUGAGCAGAAUAAAAUGGUAGGGAAGAAUGAGGGCGAACUGGCUACUGACCUCUGUGUAGUUCAGCUUCUUCGCUGCCAAUUGUCAGUGUGAUUUUUCCGUGUGUUCUUUUUCUUAUUUUUUUUCGUUUUGCUCUGAUGAAUCAUCGUCUCAGCGACCAUGUUGUAAAUUGAAGUUUGCAAAAUACAUUAUCAAUUGGCUUUACAUCAUUCA
Molecule: messenger RNA, 888 nt
Organism: Panicum hallii
Lineage: Eukaryota; Viridiplantae; Streptophyta; Magnoliopsida; Poales; Poaceae
Exons: 2
Coding region: 71-574 (167 amino acids)
Source: RefSeq, a predicted model, not a curated record